AUGGAAUUUAAUAAUAUUGAUUCAUUUGAUUUUACAUCAAAAUUAAAGUCUAGUCCCGUUCCAAUUUUAUUUAUUCCUUUUAAUAAUAAUGAUAAUAUAUGUAAUUAUUGUAAAAAUGAAUAUAUUGAAACAAAUUUAUUUAAACAAAAAUAUUGUAAAAUAUGUUUAAUACAAUAUAUUAAACAUAUGACAGGUAAAGAAAUAUAUUUGGAUGUACAUAUAAGGGGUUAUACUCAAUGUAUUGAACAUAAUAAACAUGAAGCAAAUGGAAAUACGGAUUGUUGUACAAGAAAUAUUCAUGAAUGGUGUAAAUAUUGCUCAGAGAUUUCAUAUUUUAAACAAGUGGUCACAAAAUCUUCAUAUAUUUCUUCUCUUCAGUCACAAAUUGAAGAUCCUUCAGAUCUUGCGACAAUCUAUUCUAAGGGAGUUAAUGAAUUUGCUGAUAAAGAAGAAUUUGGAUCCACAAUUAUUAUAAAAUCUAUAAUUUCUACUUUACUUAAAAAAGGAGGAGGUUGUGAAAUAUGUAGAGAAUCUAAAUUAUUACGUUCAAAUUAUUCUUAUUAUCAAAUUUCUUAUGAAUGGAAAGAAUCAACUAUAACUAAAAAUCCUAUCCCAAUUCUUCAUUUACCAUGGUGGGAUACUUUUGAUGACUGUGUAUCUUGUAAUAAACACCUAAAUUUUGUAUCUGAUUGUCAGAAAUGGUGUUCAUAUUGCUUUAUAAUUUAUUCUGGAUGUAGAUAUUGUUUAAUGACAAAUGUUAUUUUUGGAAUAAUAGAUCAAACUCAAUGUAAUAAAUGCAAAAGAGUAUCAUCUAUUGACGUUGAUAUUAGCAAUAACAUGGAUGAAUUUCUAAUAUCUACAAUUAACACUAAUCAUCAAAAGAUUGUCAAUUAUGUUAGUAUGAAAGAUUCUAAUCCAUUAAAUGUGUAUAAACAUAUUAAAGAUAAUUAUUAUUCUAUAAUAAAGUGGAUAUCAUAUUCUGAAAUCACAAAUUUAGAAAAAUUAUCGAAAGGAGGAUUUGGUAUUAUUUAUAAAGCAAAUGUUUCUGAAUAUGGAACGGUUGCUAUAAAAAGAUUUUCAAAUUCACAAAAUAUAACUGAUUAUUUUAUUAAUUUUUUAAUUGAGUUAAAAUCACUUCAUCAUUUUUAUAACCAUGCAUUUAUUAUUAAAUGUUACGGUAUUACACGAGACCCUAAAACGAAGGAUUAUAUGUUAAUAACGGAAUAUGCAAAUGGAGGAGAUUUACAUAACUAUUUGAAAAAUAAUUUUACAAAGAUUACAUGGAAUAAAAAAUUAAAUAUUUUAUGGAGAAUUUCAAAGGGACUUGAAUGUAUUCAUAAAUCAAAUUCUAUACAUCGAGAUUUUCAUAGUGGGAAUAUAUUAUUAUCAGAAACUUGGAAGAUUGGAGAUUUGGUAUUAUCACAACCUGUAAAUAAUAUGUUAUUAGAUAAUGUAAUAUAUGGAAUAAUACCUUAUAUUGCACCGGAAAUAUUUUGUGGUGCUAAAUAUUCAAAAGAAUCUGAUAUAUUUAGUAUGGGUAUGAUCAUGUGGGAACUUACGACAGGUUAUAAACCUUUCUCUAAUGUUGAACAUAAUAUGAAUCUUAUUUAUGAAAUUAUUAAUGGAAAAAGACCAGAAAUUACAGAUGAUACACCUAAAUGUUUUGCUAAAUUAAUGAAAAAAUGUUGGAAUCCUAAUCCUUUAAAAAGACCUUCUAUAACUAAAUUUUGUGAAAUUAUUCAAAGAUGGCAUGAUGAUUUAUGUUAUUAUCAUGAUUAUGAAAAUUAUUAUAAUCAACAAAAUAAAGAUGAAAUUGUUGAACAAUUUAAACAAGCAGAAAAAAUGAGAUUGGAAUUAAUAAAAUCAAUUAAAUUUUGUCCUAAAUAUCAUCCUGGUGCUAUUUAUAAUAGUAGAGAAUUAAACAAUUUGAUUACAAUUCCACAUUAUGUUACAAAAGAAUGUGAUUUUGAUAUGAAUAGUAUAAAAUUUUCAUCAAAGAUAAAUUCUACUGUUCAAAACUCGUUGAUUUAUGUUAGCAAGAUAUCAAGAAAGCGUAAUUUUGAGGAAUUAGAAAUUGAAAUUCAAACCAAUGGGAUUCAAAAUCAAAAACGAAUUCGUGUUGAAGCGUAA
Messenger RNA from Rhizophagus irregularis DAOM 181602=DAOM 197198, 2130 nucleotides. Lineage: Eukaryota; Fungi; Glomeromycota; Glomeromycetes; Glomerales; Glomeraceae. The record is from RefSeq and is a predicted model, not a curated record.